This is a messenger RNA of Magallana angulata, 1657 nucleotides long. Its product is annotated as integrin-linked kinase-associated serine/threonine phosphatase 2C-like. The record is from RefSeq and is a predicted model, not a curated record. Bases 99 to 1163 code for a protein of 354 amino acids. The transcript is spliced from 10 exons. Gene Ontology annotation, molecular function: cation binding; protein serine/threonine phosphatase activity. Gene Ontology annotation, biological process: protein dephosphorylation. Lineage: Eukaryota; Metazoa; Mollusca; Bivalvia; Ostreida; Ostreidae.
ACCUAUUUCCGGUGUUGAUUUUUACAACAACCACCACAAACAUUGAUACAAAAUACAUCUUACUCGUCUUAUCCAAUUACGAUCUUACAGUGUUAACAAUGGAUUUGUUUGGCGACUUGCCUGAGCCAGCGACAUCCAACUGUACAAGUGAAUCAGCAAGUCUCUACGAUGACAUUCCAAUUAAAAAUGACACAAGUGCCACCAAAGCCCAAGAGAGUGAGAAGAUCCAGAGAAACUGUAAACGUAAAGCAGAGGAAGACGAUAAAAAAUCCACAAAGUUAAAAACAUCUGUAAAGUACAGAUUGUCUCCAUUCUAUGCCGAGCGACAAGGAGAGAGGGAUGAAAUGCAGGAUGAGCACAUCCUAAUGGAGGACAUCACACAGCAGAUACCAAACCUCCAUCCAUCUGUGUAUCGAGUUUCCUUUUUCGCUGUCUAUGAUGGGCAUGGUGGAGCCAGGGCUUCUAGGUUUGCAUCCAGACAUUUGCAUAAAUUUCUCCUGGAUAAGUUCCCAAAGGGUGAAGUGUCUAUUGUUGAGAAAGAAAUGAAGAAAACCUUAGUAGAAACUUUCAAAAAGACAGAUGAAGAAUUUCUGAAAGAAGCAACAAAAACAAAACCAUCUUGGAAGGAUGGAACAACAGCUACAGUAAUGGUGGUUAUUAAUGAAACAGUGUUCAUAGCUUGGCUUGGAGACAGCCAGGCAGUCUUGUGCCGACAGAAGGAAGAUAACUCUUGCAUUCCAAUCCCACUGACGACGGAACACAGUCCCUCGGUGUAUGAAGAGAGGAUCAGAAUUCAGAAAGCAGGCGGACAUGUCAAGGACGGUCGAGUGUUGGGAGUCUUGGAGGUGUCAAGGUCAAUUGGAGAUGGCCAGUAUAAGAAGCUCGGUGUGUCUUGUGUACCUGACGUCAAAAAAUGUCAGCUGACUGAUCAAGACAGGUAUAUUGUAUUGGCUUGCGACGGUUUGUGGAAGCGAUUCUCUUCUAGUGAAUGCAUCAGCUUCACAAAUAACCUUUUAGAGGAUGCAAGCAUACCGGAAUCUAAUGAUAAAACAGCAAUGGAGGUGCGUUGUCGGAACGUCUGCCAAAAAUUAGCAAAUGAAGCGGUUCUUCGACUCAGCGCAGACAAUGUGACUGUGAUACUAAUAUCCGUCAACAAAACGUGACCUUAAGUACAUCAGAAAAAAAAACUUCACAUGCUGCAGCUGUUUACCUUAGAAUUGUCUGAACCUUAUCCUCGAAAUCCAUGGAUUUUUUUUAUUAAGAAAAUGUUGGUAUUAUUGAUGAAAAAAUUUUGGAAUGUGAAUAAGAUUUAUGAAUCUUUAAGUCUAUAUAAAAUGACUUAAUUGUUCGAGAAAUGAAGAGUGUUAAAAUAACCAUGCAGAGUACUGUCUGUAAUUUUGUUGAAAACAGAUUUCCUUUUGUGGGUACCGUGUACCCUAUCAUGAAAUGCACACGCUGUACCUUUCAGGAUGUAUGAAAUUCAAGUCAAACGAACGUGUAAUUUACUAUUCAAACCUUGUCAAUAAAAUAUACAUGACACCCUUUCAUUUUACUCAGGAAUUAAACACGCUCAUAAGUUCAUGGUAACACUUUUCGUGUAUCUUUUCUCUGCUUGUAAAAUGUUGGGGAAAAAAAUAAACCAAGAAAUGAAAACAUA